Molecule: messenger RNA, 2211 nt
Organism: Naegleria gruberi
Lineage: Eukaryota; Heterolobosea; Eutetramitea; Acrasida; Naegleriidae
Exons: 4
Coding region: 1-2211 (736 amino acids)
Biological process (GO): protein phosphorylation
Molecular function (GO): protein kinase activity; protein binding; ATP binding
Source: RefSeq, a predicted model, not a curated record
AUGAAACUCUCCAGUUCGAGCAAUGAUGAUGGUGGAAAACAACAAGAUGAUUUAGCAGGAGGAGGUGCUGAUGAAAAACCCUCCUCACCACUACUAACAACAACAACCACUACGACAACGAGUCCAUUGUCAUCUUCGUCCUUUAUGGUUGCUUCGAUGGGCAUGGCGAUGGGAUCGGGUGGAUCUGGACAAGCUUCUCUUCCGGGUAGCAAUAAUAAUUAUAAUAAUAAUAUUAAUAAUAUUAAUAAUAAUUCGAGUGGUAUGAAUACGAGUAGUAAUACUAGUAAUUGUGCUAACAAUAAUUAUCAACAAGGUAACAAUGGAAAGAUUAGCUUGCUUUUAAAGAUGGUUCGGGAGGGAAAUUAUGAAAUGGUUGAAGCCAUGAUCAAUAACAGAGAAGCCGGAAUAAAUGAUUGUGAUACUAGUGGAUGCACUGCUCUUGGUGUAGCUGUAGAUUCUGUAAAUAUGAAAAUGUUGAAAUUCCUCAUUAGAAGAGGAGGCAAUACUAAUGGAAUAAUUUAUGGAAGAAGUAUUUUACAAUAUUGUAUGGAAAGAAAUCUUAUUCCAUUUGCUUCCUAUCUCAUUAGAAUGGGUGCCAAGCCAAAAACAGUUACCAUUCCAACAAAUCCAAGCAUGGACAUUAUUGUUAAUCAAGUAAUUGCUACUCAAGUUGAAAAAUUUAUUAAUGCUCUCCGUAUAAGGAAUUUCGAAAGAGCUAAUUAUCUUAUUACUAAGAAUCUUAAACAUAACAUUCUCAUUGUGGAUUGUUUGAAUCAAGAACGUGAAACACCACUCUAUGCAUUAUCUAAACAUAACAAUCCAGAGGCAGUUGAAUGGUUGAUAAAACAUGGAGCUCAAGUUGAUUUGAAAGUUAUGGAUCGCAACAUGAAUUCUCUUCAAGUUGCCAUUCAAUGCAAACACUGGAAUGUUGUCAAGACAUUAAUCAAAAAUGGAGCAAAUAUGUAUAUAAGAGAUGAAUUUGGAUUGACCUGCGAAGAAAGAGUCAAACAUAACGGAAUUGAUUUGAAUGCACUUGUAUAUGGGAAUGUGCCUCAACCUCAAAUUGUUUCACCUCCUUCAUACCAAGGCAAUUUGAUUAUUAACCAACCAACUCUUAAUCAACCUCCUCCUUCUUACACAUUCCAACAAGCUCAAUCUAUCUAUCAACCAAUACUCUCAAAUGCGCAACCUCAAACCUAUCAACCUAUUCAACCACCACCACCAAACUAUUUCCUUCAAACACAACCAUUUGCCCAAUCAACUGCUCCACCACUCUAUAAUAGCGUGUCUAGUACUUUACCUCCUCAAUAUCCUCCAUCAAUCAAUAAUAGACCGCAUUCUCCAUCAGUUCCUAGAGUAACUGAAUCAACCUUUACUCCUUCUCCAACUGGAUUUCUACUCCAAGGAAAAGAUGAUCCUCCAGUAAUUGCUGUAAAAUUGGUAGAUUUCUUUAGUACCGAAGCUCUCAACAAGUCUCUCAAAUCAGCCAUGAAUUUAAUCAAAUUAAGACAAGACCACAUUAUUGGUGUUAGAGAUGUUGCUGUUUUGAAAUGCAAAAUUCCAGAGAAUAACCAAAACUCAAACGAUCUUACAAACAAGAGUACGCUCUGUGUGGAAAUGGAUUACUACGACAAGGGAAGUCUUGAGAGCCUUAUCAAACAAAAAGUUGUUUUGAAAGAAGCAGUCAUUAAGAAGUUUAUUUCUCAAAUCAUUGGUACCCUCCAAUACAUGAACAAACACAAGAUUGUUCACAGAAACAUCAAACCACAUAAUAUUUUACUGAGAGAAUGGGAUCCUUCUGAAAAUAUUGACACUGUUUUAAUUGGAUUCCGUUUAUCCAAAUCAGUCAGUGAUUCUGCAAGUGAUAUUCAACAAGCUGGUUCUCUUCAAUUCAUUCCACCAGAACUUUUGGACAUUUCUGAAGAAUUGGAAGAAAAUACUGCCAUGUUUGCUUCUGCUGACAUUUUUGCUUUGGGUGUAACGUGUUACCAACUCCUUACUUUUGAUACUGUCACCAUGAUUAAUGGUCUCAUUAUGAAGUAUGGUAAUGAAGAAAAGGUAAUGAAUCAUCUCAGAUCAAGCAUUAUCAAGAAUCAACACUAUCCAUACUCUACAGGACUCGUUGAAUUGGUAAUUUCAAUGCUCAGAUUAAACACUGCUGACAGAAUCACACUUGAUGAAAUUUUGGAUCGUCUCUCCACUCUUCAAUAA